Molecule: messenger RNA, 2361 nt
Organism: Carassius auratus (goldfish)
Lineage: Eukaryota; Metazoa; Chordata; Actinopteri; Cypriniformes; Cyprinidae
Product: homeobox protein Nkx-3.2-like
Exons: 2
Coding region: 334-1065 (243 amino acids)
Biological process (GO): cell differentiation; regulation of transcription by RNA polymerase II
Cellular component (GO): nucleus
Molecular function (GO): DNA-binding transcription factor activity, RNA polymerase II-specific; RNA polymerase II cis-regulatory region sequence-specific DNA binding
Source: RefSeq, a predicted model, not a curated record
CUCUCCUCGGGUGUUUAAGGGUUAACGGGUUACGCGUUCUGGGUGUUCUGAAAUGUGUGGACGCUCCCCGCAGCCAAUCAGAAGUUGGGACGGGUGUCUGUCUGGCCAAUGGGAGUGCGCUGAGGGUCAGUGUCAGCCGCAGGUGAAGUGUACAGUAGCGCUGUGUUCGUUCACACUCGCGUUCUGGCGACGUGGACGCGCAUCACCGAUCUCCCCUUCACGCGCGCCGCGAUGCGAGCGAGCUGCCGCCUCGGGGCUCAAUCUCCAUCUGACCCGGAUCUGGAGCUCCUAACCCCGCCGCUUUACAAUCAACAGUGACUUCUCCUGCCGAGGAUGGCUGUGCGCAGUAACUCUCUGAUGCCGUUCUCCAUUCAAGCCAUCCUGAACCGAAAAGACGAGUCUCGACACUUGAACGAUCUGGAGGUUUGUUUCUCAAAAAGCGCUUGCUGGAAGAUCUUCGGUGGCAUGGAUGAACCGGACAGGAGCGACGAGAGAGAGCACAAGAACUACGACUCGGACUCCGGGAUGAGCGAGGACACCGACAGUAAAGCGCAGAUCGACGCAAAGCCCGAGAAAGACGCAGAUUUAGCGGAAGACACGGACCCGGAGUCCACGGCGGAGCACUGCGGAGCCCGGGAGCGUGUGUCCGACUGCACCGGCGCCGAGGAGAAGAGCAGCGAUCAGCCCAAGCAGCGGAAGAAGCGCUCGCGCGCCGCGUUCUCUCACGCGCAGGUGUUCGAGCUCGAGCGUCGCUUCAAUCACCAGCGCUAUCUGUCGGGACCGGAGCGCGCGGACCUCGCCGCCUCCCUCAAACUCACCGAGACGCAGGUCAAGAUCUGGUUCCAGAACCGACGGUACAAGACCAAGAGACGCCAGAUGGCCGCCGAUCUGCUGGCCUCGGCCCCGGCGGCGAAGAAGGUGGCCGUGAAGGUGCUGGUCCGGGACGACCGGAGACAAUACAGCCCCGGAGAACUACUGCGACCGCCGCUGCUCUCCUAUUACUACCCGUACACGUACUGCCUGCCCGCCUGGAGCCUGUCCUCCGCGUGCACGGGAAGCCAGUGACACCGGGACUUACACAAUAUUUAUUCGACUCAAGACAUUCGUUACCUGAACACGCCAGGCCCGGUUCUACGGGGUGCUCAAACUUCAGCUAAAGCUGCAUUAAUGGCAUUUCACUGAGGAUUUUGGCAAACCACGGCUUACGGAUCACAUCAGCAUCACAGACACUUCUCUCGAGUUCUUGAACCCAACAGCCAAUCAGAUGCGUUUAUGCUAGAAUCAUCCUCCGCUAUUUGUGUUCAGCACGAAUCAUCUCAUUAUAAAGAAGUGUAGAGAGAUUCAUUGAGCAUCGAAGAGAACUUACAAUAAUUAAGAGCGAGUUUUAGAGAUUGUAAACAGCUCUUUACGCCACAGCAAUGGACGGCACCUUUAUAAAACCUUUAUAGAUAUUAUUAAGGUUCGAGCCCCCUCACUAUUUUGAGAAGCACCCUCAGAGACCCACCAGGAUUUUGUGUCACAAUGUUUGGAAAAUAUGUCUGGUUUUAGCAAACUGUCUCUCUUCUGGUUGGAAAGCAGCCGUUGCUGUUGUUUGUUCUCGGUAACGGUAAGACCGGCACUUUCCCACAGUUCGUCACGGCAGGAAACAUGGACUCACGAGAGAACAGUGACGUCUCAGCGUUUACUCCACCUAUGUGUGCUUUCAUAUUAGUGUUACCUGUUUUGUUUAAUGGAAAAGAAAUCACACAUUAAAAGCAUAAUUUCAGUCGUGUUUCUCUGCAUUUUAUGAGAUCCUGAAAGUCAAAUUAUGGAAUUAAUGACCCGUGACACGAGCCCUCUGGAGUCAUUAAACUAGUGUAAGUUUGACAGAAGAGAAGAAGAGUCGCUGAAUAAUCGUUAAAUCCACGUUUAGAAGCAUGUAAAUGUUGUUCCUCCGAGGGUGCUGUAUGGUAUUUUAGGCUAUCAUACUGCUGAAUUCUGCUUUAAAGUUGAAUCCAUAUUUCAGAAUAACUAAAAUCUUCUCUCCACAUUUACGCAUUUUAGUCUCAUUCAUGUAUUGGAGACAAAAAAGGAACUUCGGAAUAUUAAAAUGACUGAAAUUCGCAACAGCAAUAAACAUAAAGUAACUGAGAUUAUUAAUAAUGCAAACCAUAAAACCAAACUAUGCAACCAUCACAGCCCUGUUCAAAAAUAAUAAUCAUGAAACUAAUAACACAUGCAUCGGGUUAUGAUUUAAUGUUGUUUUGUCGGCCGUUUCAAACACUUUGAUUUAUGAUCAGAUCAAGGCAUCAACUCUGUAAUACACUUGACUAUAUUACAGAGCUAAUUCGGUUUAACUUUGUGUAUAUAAAUGUAUGAAUU